Labrus bergylta (ballan wrasse) is the source of this 3827-nucleotide messenger RNA. Lineage: Eukaryota; Metazoa; Chordata; Actinopteri; Labriformes; Labridae. The record is from RefSeq and is a predicted model, not a curated record.
GUUGCAUUAUUAUGAAAAACAAGACCCCUGUGGAUCCUCUUAAGUCCAAAGAAGGAAAAAUGAUGAAAAAGAUGAGCAACCACCUUGACAGCCCUAGAGAGGAAAUGUCCAGUGUGUUAGACACGAAAUGAACCAGACUACCAGCAGUGAAGGAUCUAAGGUCCAAAGGACUGACGAGCCUUCAGUUCAACUCGUACAGUCACUAAACCUCAGUGGCUGCACUGAUACCCAGCAGAAGCUUCUUGCACAGGAAGCUCUGGACUGCACCAAAGCUUUGUUAGAGGAUGAAAGUGCGGCUGGCCAAAGUCUGUCAGUGACUUCAGAAAAUGUGGAACUUCAGAAGGAUCAAAAACCCACUAACAGAUCAGUAGGGGAACACAGAGGAAAAGGGAAACGUCCUGUAGACGACCCACAUAUGACGGGUCAGCCUCCACCGAAGAGACGAUUACUGGAGGAAUUUGACAGAACUGUUGAUUCAACACUGAAUCCGGAAAUAAGCACUCCAAACGUUUUAAUGAAAGACAGGAGAGUUUUUAAGUACAGCGUCUCUCUUCAUCCAAAUAUCACAAGACCACACAGGAGUGGAAACCAGUAUGUGGAAAGCAAAGUGCAAAAGACAGCACCAACACAACACUCAACCCCAGGAGGCAGCAGGUCAGCACAAUCCAGGAUGCCUUUGCAUGCAUUUGUUCCUCCAUUCCUCAAGAAUGCAAAGACGCAGAGCUGCAGGAAUGCAGCGCUCAAGGACAACAUAAGAACACCUCCUGCGUUUGUUCCUCCUUUCAAAAAACAAAGAAUGAUUGUCCAAGAGAGCUCCUCUAAACCUCAGGAGGAGGGGGAGGAUAAACACUGCAAUGUCUCUGCAAUGCCCGCCAACAGCAACACUUACGUGCCACCCACUAAAAAAACACAAAGCACUGCGGAUAUAACUAGUCAUGAAAGCAUAGAAGACGAUCAGAUGAUGGCCUUGGAGGAAACUACAUGUAACAAUCAGAUAAAUAAACCAAAACUAGCUGCUGGUUGUGGAUUGGAGGACUCUGCUGCACAUAAAUCACAUGCAGAGGGCAUGUUGUCUGGAAGCAGAGAAAUGUUACAGAAUCUCCACAACAUAGAGCUUGCACGAGAUAUGCAAGACAUGAGGAUCAGGAAGAAGAAGCGUCAGACCAUUCGACCUUUGCCGGGCAGUUUGUUUCUAACCAAAACCUCGGGAGUGCCGAGGUUAAAAUUAAAAGCUGCAGUGAAUGGAAAACCUCCGGCAAGAUACACAACAAAGCAGCUGUAUGAAUCUGGAGUUCAUCAGCACGUGUGUGAGAUCACCAGUGAGGCUGCAGAGUCUUUUCGCUUCAGGUUACAGCAGUUCAUCAGACAGGAAGCAUUUACAGAUGGAGGUGGUGUACAGCUUGCUGAUGGAGGAUGGCUGAUCCCCAGCAAUGAUGGGACUGCAGGGAAACAAGAGUUUUACAGAGCAUUGUGUGACAGCCCUGGUGUGGAUCCAAAACUGAUCAGUGAGGAGUGGGUGUACAACCACUACAGAUGGAUUGUGUGGAAGCAGGCCUCCAUGGAGAGGUCAUUCCCUGAAACAAUGGGCAGCCUCUGUCUCACCCCAGAGCAGGUUCUCCUCCAACUGAAGUACAGAUAUGAUGUCGAGGUGGACCACAGCCGCAGGCCCGCUCUGAGAAAGAUCAUGGAAAAGGACGACACAGCAGUCAAAACCCUCGUCCUCUGUGUAUGCGGGGUCAUCUCCAGAGGUCACGCCCCAAAAAGGCCCAGUGACACAAAGACUCCACAAGGUGGUGAUGCCAAGCCUGAAAACACUUCUGCGGUUGUUUGGCUGACGGAUGGAUGGUACUCCAUUAAAGCACAGUUGGAUGAACCUUUGACUGCCAUGCUCCAGAAAGGUCGGCUGUAUGUGGGGGGGAAGUUGAUCAUCCAUGGGGCUCAGCUGGUGGGAUCACAGGACGCCUGCUCCCCUCUGGAGGCUCCUGAAUCUCUCAUGUUAAAGAUUUGUGCCAAUAGCAGCAGGCCCACUCGAUGGGACACAAAGCUUGGGUUUCACAGAGAUCCUCGGCCGUUCCUGCUUCCUGUUUCUACUCUGUACAGCAAUGGAGGACCUGUAGGGUGUGCGGACAUCAUCAUACUGAGAAGCUACCCCAUACAGUGGAUGGAGAGGAAAUCGGAGGGGGGCGUCGUGUUUCGUUCUGUCCGUGCAGAAGAGAAGGAGGCGAGACGAUACAACAGCAACAAACAAAAAGCCAUGGAGAUCCUGUUUGCAAAGAUUCAAGCUGAAUUUGAAAAGGAGGAGAAAGGUAAAAACAAAGCUCAACGUAGACGACGGACAAUCAGUCGUCAGGAUGUUGCGAGUCUUCAGGAUGGAGAGGAGCUCUAUGAAGCAGUGGAGGAAGACCCCGCUUAUCUGGAGGCUCAUUUGAGUGAACAGCAGUUGGAGACUCUACGUGCCUACAGGCGUUCUCAGAUGGAGAAGAAGCAGACAGAACUACAGGAUCGCUACAGGCGAGCUUUAGAAAGUGCAGAGAACAGUGAAGGUAGCUGUCCCAAGAGAGAUGUUACUCCUGUCUGGAGGCUCUGCUUUGCUGACUCCAUGGGACAACCUGGCAGUAUGCAUCAGUUGAAUCUUUGGCGUCCUACCUCUGAUCUUCAGUCUUCACUGAAGGAAGGCUGCCGAUACAAAGUCUACAACCUCAGCACCUCAGAUGGAAAGAAAGUUAGUGGGAGCACAAGUGUUCAGCUGACGGGCACAAAGAAAACACAGUUUCAGGACCUACAGACUUCCCCUGAAUGGCUAUCAACACAUUUUCAACCAAGAGUCUCCACCCAUUUUAUGGAGCUUAGAAACCAAGAAUACCAGCCACUGUGUGGAGAGGUGGAUCUGGCAGGAUAUGUCAUCAGUAUCGUAGACGGACAGGGUUCCUCUCCUGCCUUUUAUUUGGCCAAUGGGAAACUGGACUUUGUCAAGGUGCGAUGUUUCAGCAGCUUGGUUCAUUCUGGACUGGAAGAUUUGGUCAAACCACGUGUCCUUUUGGCUCUGAGCAACCUGCAGCUGAGAGGUCAGUCCACAUAUCCCACUCCUGUUGUGUACGCCGGAGAUCUGACCUCCUUCUCAACAAACCCCAAAGAGGUUCAUCUUCAGGAAUCCUGCAGCCAACUCAGAAGCCUGAUGCAGGGCCAGGAAGACUUCUUUCUAUCUGCCGAGGAGAGACUUUCACAUUUAGUCAGAUCUGAAGGCCAGCAGGCCAUCUCCUCUCCAGCCCUGCAAACCAGAACCCCGUCCUCUACAGCCGACAGAAGACAAAGCACAAAGACUAGUGCGACCGCUCAGCAUCAAGUCAGAAGUCAUGGAUCCUUUACUCCUGUCGGCAGGAACCCUCCUGCAACAAACAGUUCAACAGAGAAGGACCCCAGCAGUCUGAAGAGGAGGAGAGCUCUGGACUAUCUGUCUCGUAUCCCAUCUCCUCCUCCUCUUGCCAUUAUGGGCUCAGUGUCCUCACCGUGUGUAAACAAAACAUUCAACCCCCCUCGGAGGUCUGGGACACCUGGCACUUUAAAAUCUGUACAGACUCCGGCUCGCAAACCUGUUAAUCCACCAGCAGAGGAGGAAUGGGUGAAUGACGAGGAACUGGCUUUGAUUGAUACUCAGGCGUUGCUUGUUUGAGACUAGCUGUAGGUACACGUGAAUGUAUAAUGACGAGCACAGCUUUGUAAAUAAUUGUACAAAUGACUGGAUGUAAAUAUUUAAAUAUGGCUGCUGUGGCACAUAUUCUGAUGUUUUGUAGUCUAAUUGGACUAAUUAAAAAGAUGACAACACUUCA